ACGUUCGACAGUCAUAGUUUGACAAAGUGGAGUUGACGUAGGCUCCAACUUCGACUUCAUAGGUAGUUUGUGUAAUCAAACGUGCUUUACUUAAUACCUCUUCCCAAAUUAACACUGAACGCACGCAUUUGAUUGGAGUAAAACAUCAUUCAUUAAGUUUCUGUCCGGAUGAACUCGUCCCGUUGCAUGUCGAAGCUAGCUAGCUUAGCUUAGUUUAGCUUCGCUCGCCAGGCCCUAACGUUCGUUAUCACCACAUCAAGUGUGAAUGUAAAGUUUUGUAACUAUUGUGAAAAAAAGAAUGUGUGCAAAAACAGUGAAAGUAGAGUACAAUGAGCAACUUUGUCGACCAAAAGAGGACAACGAGCGACAACAUGAACUACUGGACGCUGUUUGCCAGCAGCCUCAAGUUUUGUCACAAAGAGCAGACGUCAGUGAAAAAAAUCUCCAAUCUGAGCAGCAGGCGUGGCACUGCGUGGUCAAGGAGGAGGAGCCUGACCACGCCCACAUUAAAGAAGAGGAGGAUGAGUCUGAUGUCACCAAGUUUUCAUUGACUUGUGUCGUUGUGAAGAGUGAAGACCAAGGUCACUGGUCACCGCUUCAUCCCAGUCAAAGUGAGGAGAACAGAGGGGCAGAGCCUCUGAGCAGCAGCUCAAGUCAACACAUGAAAACAGAAGGCGAUGGAGACCGCUGUGGAGGAUCACAAUCGGACAGCCUCUUAGCACCGCAAUCAGAGAGUGACGACACAACGUCGCACUCUUCUGACGAUGAUGAACACUCCAAAGUCAUGGAAAAAGGAGCCGAGCGACAACCUAUAAGAGGAAAAGGGCGUGGCGGGGCGGCCAAAGAAGUGAAAAAGCGUGGUGGCGCAAGACCCAAAAUUCCCAAUGAAAUUCGGGCCGCAGUUCUGGACUAUGUCAUCAACCACGGUCUGACGUUUAAGGAGGCUGGACAACGGGUCACACCUGCUUUGACUCGGAGCACUGUGGGCUCCAUGGUCAGAGUUUUGCGGCAUCAGAACAGAAUCAACAGACUACCACAAAAUGGCGGCAGAGAUAAACUCUUCAAUGCAAACCAGGAGGCAGCCAUUGUGGCAAUGGUUGCUGCAAACAAUGCAAUCCGACUGCGCGACAUCAAAGAAGCCAUAAUUGCAGAUAAACUAACAUUUCCAGACAUCGACAAUGUUAGUUUGUCCACAAUUGACCGCGUUCUGAAGCAUAAAAAUGUAGCAUUGAAAAAGGUCUUCAGAGUUCCGUUCCAAAGGAACUCCGAUGCAGUUAAGGAGGCAAGGUGCAGAUAUGUACAGAGAAUAAUGGAACUCGAGGGCGAUGGUAAAAAUCUCCAGUUCAUCUUUGUGGACGAGGCAGGCUUCAAUCUAGCGAAGGUCACGAGAAAAGGGAAGAGAUUCAUCGGGCAGAGGGCCACCGUAACAGCGCCGGAGCAGCGGGGAGCCAAUAUCACCAUGUGUGCUGCCAUCUCCAAUGACGGGGUCCUCUGCCACACCGCUAUCAUCGGUCCCCUCAACACGGAACGCCUCAUCGUCUUCCUCGAUUCCCUGCUGCGCAGGCUGAUUCCACCCGGAGAGGGCGAGCCGUCGGGGUCCGGCGUGCCUUCGUAUGUCGUCGUUUGGGACAAUGUUGACUUCCACCGCUCCGACCUUGUGAACGAAUGGUUUGCAGACCGACCCCGUAUGACAAUGCAGUUCCUGCCUGCGUACUCGCCUUUCCUCAGUCCCAUUGAGGAGUUCUUCUCAACAUGGAGAUGGCAGGUGUUGGAUUGCCAUUCUCAUCGAGGCAUGUCCCUGUUGGAUGCAAUGAAUGCAAGUUGUCAGGCAAUAAAUGCAGAGACCUGCCAGGGAUGGAUUAGACGAGCAAGAAGAUUCUUUCCAAGGUGCAUUGCAAGAGAGGACAUCCAUUGUGAUGUGGAUGAAAACCUGUGGCCCAACGUGAAGGAGCUGGUGGACUAGUUUUGGGUUUUGUAUUACAUAUUUCCAGCAACAGGUUCGUUAGGCUUUUGGGUUAAUCGUACGGCCCAUUGGAUUUUCUGGCUCUCAUCUGUAUUGCUAAAGUGCUUGUGUAUGUACAUUUUGUGUGAGCGUGCUCGCCUCGGAUGUGCUAAGGUGCUACUACCUCCGAUUGCUCCUCCCUGAUCGGUGACCCCCGUGCCCCAUUCGACCCAUCAAUCAUGUUAAUGAAGAUAGCCUGAUGAAUGAUUGGAUCCAUCCGGGAUUCCUGUAAGUAUUUCACUACUCUUAUGAGGUAUUUUGUCAUGCUGUGCCCUUGUCUCCAAUAGUUUUGGGUACGUGUUGGCCUUUGGCUUGUGUGCAUUUAUAGUCUGCUACUUUGAGUUUGGACAGAAUGUAUGUUUUGUUUUGCAACAAUAUUGUGUUUGAGUGUCAAGUCUCUUUGUAUGCCGAUAAAUAUCAUUAU
This is a messenger RNA of Phycodurus eques (leafy seadragon), 2426 nucleotides long. RefSeq lists its product as uncharacterized. The coding region runs from base 299 to 1963 and encodes 554 amino acids. NCBI's taxonomy places the organism in Eukaryota, Metazoa, Chordata, Actinopteri, Syngnathiformes, Syngnathidae. The record is from RefSeq and is a predicted model, not a curated record. The transcript has 5 exons. Gene Ontology annotation, molecular function: nucleic acid binding.